AGGAGAACUGGGUAGGAGCGCACCCAAAAUGGCGGCAGUUCGGUUGUUGUUCUUGUUAGUGACCUUGUUCUUUUAUUUUGGGUGUUUAGUCUGCGAUCAGUCCCUUCGAGACGAGGACGAAAUCAUUCAUAAUGUUGCUCUUAAUGCAAGACGUGACGUAAGUAGACGAAACGUUGAGAAUUCGCUACGGAUCUCCCUUGUCUACUUGGAGCUUGAACCUUUGCGACUCCACGUGAGUGUCGUAAAGAAAGUUCUAAGCGAAGCAAUUCAAUACUUUCACGACACUUUCCGAGUAAGACAGACAGUGGAAAGGAUAAUUUUAGAUCGCAGAUGUUUGAAUGAUUCUUAUUUUCUUAAAAAUGCGACGGGCGAUGGACCUGGCAAAGUACGAUUUUGUAAAGUCGCAUGUGACGCUUCUAAGCCUUUAUGCGGGCCAAGAAAUGUCCCGCGAAGUGAUGUGGCUGCAUGCCGAGUUUGUAACGAGCAUGGAGAAGACUGUCAUGCGGAGAACAACUCGAGCUCUGGGGUAGGAAAAAACGAUACUGACUUUGUUCUGUAUGUCACGGCAUCGAUGGAAAAGUGUGAAAAGCGCGAAACUUUGGCAUAUGCCGCAGUGUGUCAACAGGAGGGAAAUGUCGACAGACCAGUGGCCGGGUUCCUCAACAUUUGUCCAGAUAAGAUGAAUGUAUCGAAUGACCAAAAGGAGUUGCUGGCAACUUUCAAGCAUGAAAUCUUUCAUGCACUUGGCUUUUCUCCAUCACUCUAUGCUUUCUUCCGAUAUGACAAUGGUACUGCCAUCACACCUAGAAGUGACACAGGGAUGCCACCAUACGACCUUGCACUGGGACGAUACACAUGGAGUGACAGGACUAUAAAAACCAUUGAACGGAAGGACUGGAUGAUUAGAACUGACAAGGGAAAUAAUGGCAUGGUGUCUCAUACGGUACAGUUAAUGGUAACACCCAGAGUCCAACAAGAGGUCCAGGAUCAUUUCAAUUGCUCGUCCUUGGAGGGAGCGGAGUUAGAGAAUCAAGGGGGGCCUGGUACUGAGCUUGCUCACUGGGAAAAAAGGGUGUUUGAGAAUGAGGGAAUGACCGGUGCUUUCACUCAGAAUGCAGUUUUUUCUCGAGUCACUUUAGCCCUCAUGGAAGAUACUGGUUGGUACAGGUCGAACUUCAAGAUGGCUGAGACUUUAAGAUGGGGUAAAAACCUGGGUUGUUUAUUUGUAAAUAAUAGCUGCAAAGCUUGGUUGACUCAACAACAAAGAUUAAAGGAAAAAGCAUAUCCAUUCUGUCAAACUUUGAAGAAUUCAACAGAAGCCCAGCGAACAUAUUGUUCAAAUGAUAAGACUUCUGUAGCAAUGUGCAAUCUUGCCCAAUACACGCAACCAUUACCUGUAGAAUACCAAUACUUUGAAUCACUUGCUGGAAUUAACAACCCUGGUCUGUAUGGUGGAUCAGUGGAUUUGGCUGAUUUCUGCCCGUAUUACCAGGGAUUUGUCUGGACGUCCAAGGGAGCUGGAUUACGGGGGUCUUAUUGUCUGUCAUCUAGUAACCAAAAGACAGAAGAGAAGAAUUACGGGUUGGAGUAUUAUGGUAGCGAUGCAAAGUGUUUCCUUCAAGGACAAGUCUGGGAAAAGUCUAAGUGUGCAGUACGCUGGAUCUCUGUCGAUUGGGGAAGUGGAUGCUAUAAGUAUCGUUGUGAUCAAGAUGGGCUAAAAAUAAUAAUUGGAGGUCUGACCUACCAAUGUUAUCAUCCGGGGCAAGUAUUAUCUAUUGAAAUGCAGAGUUCCGAUGGCUGGCUGCAUAAAGGUUCUAUUGUUUGCCCAUCAUGCCAGGACAUUUGCUAUGACAGUCCAGGUAUUUGCCCUCCAGUUGUUGUCCCAGCACCCCCAGGCACCCAACCGCAACCCAAAAUACAACCAGUUGCCUGUCAUGCUGUUUCAAUUGGUUCUGCUUUUAUUAUCACUUUAACAACACAAGUAGUUGUCCAUAUUCUCAUCAAAUAGGUAGUUUUUAUAUUUAUUUCUUACUUAUUUAUUUAGGUCAGUCAUCCAGUUUCUCCACCCUGUUGUGGUGGAGAAAUCCUUUGUAGAUAACACAAUUUUAUGUGUUUAUUUAUUUUGCUUUGUCUUAAACAGCAAAGGACGGGAAGCCAUGGCCAAUAACAAUAAUUCCCUUACACUAAAAACAUAUCAAACAUAUAGAAAUAUUAAGAAAAGCAUGCUGGCUCAUGGACGAAACCACAUGCAUCAUUACAUUUGGGAUUUACAGACUCCCAGGUAGUGGGAUCAUCCUGAUUAAAAACAGUACUAAAAGCAUUCAUUUAUUUCUUGUAUAACAUACGUUUCAGAGUUCAAGGGAAAAUUAUCAAGUCUCAAAUUUUGCAGAAAAGCAUUCAAAGUGUGGGUAGCAUGCAAGGGCAGUAGGAACAGUAUUUGUUGGGCUAAACCAUGGCUAAAAUGUGUCCGGCCACGGGGAAGAAGCCACAUUACGCAAUGGAACUUGAGCUGGUUUUCUUAUCAAACACGGAGAGCUUGUUGCAAAAUCCUGUAAAAUACUAUUUAGUAAGACACUGUAAUGUCUUUAUCUUUUCUUCUGGCUUGACUCAUACACUUUAACAAUUACAUUUUGUUUCAAGGGAUUUUGAAAAUCAAUAUCAGAAUUUAGCCUAACACUGUUUCCACUAACCUUGUAGCACAUACAUAAAAAGAACAUUUGAUAGGUUACAGCAUUUCAUUUGUAUGUAGCUGAAUAAAGAUCUAGUGGACCUAUUAAAACACUUGUUUGGAAAAGCA
Messenger RNA from Nematostella vectensis (starlet sea anemone), 2797 nucleotides. Its product is annotated as leishmanolysin-like peptidase. Gene Ontology annotation, biological process: cell adhesion; proteolysis. The record is from RefSeq and is a predicted model, not a curated record. Gene Ontology annotation, molecular function: metalloendopeptidase activity. Bases 29 to 2008 code for a protein of 659 amino acids. NCBI's taxonomy places the organism in Eukaryota, Metazoa, Cnidaria, Anthozoa, Actiniaria, Edwardsiidae. Gene Ontology annotation, cellular component: cytoplasm; membrane. The transcript has 2 exons.